GUUUAAACCUUUCCAACGCCGCAAGACACGCAUGGAGUUGCGCACCGACGCGGUAUUGGCCAGCCUGGAGAUGUCGGAGCCGGUGAAAAAUGACGAGGAUUACGAGAGUUUGCCCGCUCAUGCCUCCCUGGGCACGCACAUGACAGCAGGAGCCGUGGCCGGAAUACUGGAGCACACAGUCAUGUACCCCGUGGAUUCAGUCAAGACACGAAUGCAGAGUUUACAGCCGGACCCGAAGGCUCAGUACCGCAGUGUGUACGGUGCGCUGAAGCGGAUCGUGCGGACGGAGGGUCUCCUUCGACCCUUGAGGGGCCUCAAUAUCACUGUUUUGGGGGCCGGUCCAGCACACGCUCUCUAUUUCGCCUGCUACGAGCGAAUCAAGCGUAGCCUUAGUGACGUCAUUCAAAAUGGAGGCAACAGCCACAUAGCUAACGGUGUGGCAGGGAGUGUCGCUACUGUCCUCCAUGAUGCAGUCAUGAACCCAGCUGAAGUGGUGAAGCAGCGGAUGCAGAUGUACAACUCUCCAUACCGCAGCCUGUACGACUGCGUGCUGAUGGUCAGCCGUAAAGAAGGACUGGCUGCUUUCUACCGCAGCUACAGCACUCAGCUCACCAUGAACAUCCCCUUCCAGGCCGUUCAUUUCAUCACCUAUGAAUUCAUGCAGGAACACUUCAACCCCCAUCGCCAGUACCGGCCCGAAACGCACAUCAUAUCCGGAGCUGCAGCAGGAGCCGUGUCUGCUGCAGUCACCACUCCGCUGGACGUCUGCAAAACGCUGCUGAACACGCAGGAAAACGUGGCUCUGAGCUCCGCACAUGUUAGCGGCCAUCUCUCAGGCAUGGUGAACGCACUCAGGACGGUUUACCGACUAGGAGGCGUACCCGCGUUUUUCAAAGGCAUCCAGGCCAGAGUCAUCUAUCAGAUGCCGUCUACAGCCAUCGCCUGGUCCGUCUAUGAGUUCUUCAAGUACUUUCUGACUCAACACGAGUCGCACGUUCAGGAAGUUUCCCACAAAACCAGCCCUACAUGAGGCUCUAUCCAUUCCAAUUUCAUCUCCAUGAGGAACAUAGAUUGAUUUCUCAUGCAGUCGUCGACACUCCGGUGGCUGUUUGUAUUAAUUUAUUAAAUGAGUUUCAUGUUGUUACAGGAAUGUACGGACGGAUGCACACUACAGAACUCUUCGUAACAGAAUGAUGUCUUGUUUGUAUUCUCAUACGUAUUUAUGAUCGAGCGCGCGUUUAUAUUUAUAUAUGCAAACCCACCAUCUUCUCGACGAUUAAACUGACCCGUGAGGUAGGACGUUUUUAUUUUAAUUGUUGGGUUUUCUGGACGUUUCAUUUCCAGUUUUACUUUUAUCGCUUGAAUUAUUUUUAUUGGAAUCAUUUUGUAAGAUAUUUUUGAAUUGUUGCACAAUAAUGAGAGUUUGUUUUUUUUAUGAUUGCUGUUAUUAUGGAAAAGCUGCCCGGCUAUUAUUAACUAUUUAAAAUCGGACGCAAAUUUCUGCUAAUAAUUUCGAAUGUGUUUUGUAACGAGGGGUUUUAGUUUGUGAAUUUCAAAGUCAGGGAAAGCAGCGUAUAUUUAGUCUGAUUUAUUCUACAGUACAACUUGAUGGACAAGCAUUUUAUUCGGAUUCCGUUAACUGCGAAAUACUCGGACAAAAGUCCAAAGGCUAGUUUACGCACAAUUUGCAUUUUUGCAAAAAUAUUAUUUUACACUUUAAGACACUGGUCUCAAACUCAAUUCCUGGAGUGCCGCAGCUCUGCACAGUUUAGCUCCAACCACCUCCAACCUGCACCUGCUUAGUAGUCUUCAAUAGUCUUGAUUAUUUGGACCAGCUGUGAUUAGGGUUGGAGCAAAACUGUGCUGAGCUGCGGCCCUCCAGGAAUUGAAUUUGAGACCUAUGCUUUAAAAUGAUCUAUUAAUAUUUUAUUUCCAAAGAGACAAAAAUUGGAUACUAAUUUAAACCGAAUUCAUCACACUAAAGCACUAAUGCAAUCUAGAUCAGUGUUUCUCAACCACAAUCACCAGCACUGCGUGUUUUGGGUUCCAUUCAAUUCAUCUUUAUUUCUAUAGGGCUUUUACAAUGUAGGUUGUGUCAAAGCAGCUUAACAUAGAAGUUCUGUGAUUAUUAGCUUCAAAUUAAAACUUUUGUUUUGUUUAUGAUUAAAGUCGUUGCACGUCAGCCGGUUCCCGCCUCUGAAUGAGCGAGUUUGAGCUACUUCCGCAUGAAAACGAAACAUCUGCGAAGAAAUUUGACGCAGAGGAACAUAACCUAUUGCCAGCUAGCGUUUCAGAAGUGUUAACUGUGUCAGUCCAGUUUUCAGAGUUUUUAGUUCAGUUCAGUGUGGAUUAAAUUUCACUGAAAGUCCAAACAUUGAAGUGCAAAUCCAUCAAUGCGCAAGCAAGUGCUGACAAUGGCGAGGAACAGACUUCACCGAUUGACAAAACUGAAGGAUGUCUCCUUUGUCUGUCACACGCAUUACAGCUCUUUCAGUCUCUGCUAAUGAGCUAAUGAUCUGAAUAUGUUGUUUUUGGUUAAAGGGACAUGGAAGAUGUGCAGAUCUAGUGGUCCUCCAUGAACGUGGCUGAGAAACACUGCUCCUAAUAGCUUUAGCGGUAGUAGUUGAAAGUUGAAUGUGUUUUUGUAUGCUGGCUUUUUAAGAUGUCAUCUAUGCAGCGAGUUCCACGGCUUUUGGAGUUUUUCGUUCUUGUAGGAUGAUGACCAGUCAAGAGUGAGCUAAAGCUGCACUCCAAACCCAGUAAGAAAUCUUUCAUUCCCAAUGAACGAAACAUGAGGUUUGACUAACGUGCUCCUCUGGCAAUGUGAGGAUUUUUCUGUGUCUGAGCUGUUUGUGAAUACACAACGGACUCCUCUCUCUUUCAGAAUAGAGCUCGUCUUGUUCUCCAGAAAUAGAUUUUUACUCAGAGUAGAUUUGUCAGUUGUUAUGAACAGAAAGGCUCCGGGAGACAUUGAAAAGAUGUAUGUUUGAGCUUCAACAACUGACAAACACAUGCAGCUUAGACAUAUUAGGGCCAAUUCCUGUAAAUUCCUUAUCUUUUAUUUAAAUGGAUAGUUCGCCCAAAUAUGACGUUUCUGUCAUCGUUCUUUACUCUUGCUGUUCUCAACGUACGUUCAUCUUUGAAAAUACAGAUGUAGAUAGUUCUAGUAUUCUCUCAUCAUUUUUCUUCAUCCGUUGAAAGUUUAAGCAACCAAAAUGUUCGUCAUAAAAAUAAUCUAUACAACUCUGAAUCUAUAAACAAUAAUCUAUAAAGCUUUAUUUAAUAAACACAAUUAAUUUAGGCUUUCAUUCAGAUUCAGAUUAAAAAAUAAUGCAUCAAAUUAAUUUUAAUUUAGGUCGACUGGUAUGAUCCAAGUCGUUUUUUUAUGUUCAAUUCACCUUUAUUUGCAUAGCGCUUUGACAAUGUAGAUCGUGUCAAAGCAGCUUCACACAAAUGGUCAUAGUAAAUUGAAACAGUGUAGUUCCGUUUUUUUAGUGAUUAAGUUCAGUUCAGUUUAGCUCAGUUCAGUGUGAUUUACCAAUCCCAAACCAUGCAAGCUAGUGGCGACAGCGGAGAGGGGAAAAAAACUUCACCGAUUGGCGAAAGUGAAGAAAAAAUAACCUUGAAAUAAACCAGUCUCAGUUUGGCAUGACCAAUUUAAUUUCUCCGCUGGCCAAACGUCUUGUGCAGAGCUGCAGUCUCAGCGGCGGAGCCUGGAAGCUGGCUUUAGCGAAGACUCGUCUGUCCCUGGAGCGUCACAGGAAUCAGUUUCAUGCGCUCCACUCCCCCAUGUGGUGCAUCUGCAUAAAUUAUAAUAAAUUACUAGCAAAAAUGAUUGCAUAAAUAAUUAAAGUGUUUUCUAUGGAGUCUAACAGUAUUUAUGUACAGAAAUUAAACAAUCGAAUGUAAAAUAACAUGAUCGUUGUAUAAAUAAAAAUGCAGAUGUAUAUUAUUAUCAUUAAUCUUAUUGUCAUUAAAUUUCUAAUAAAUCUAAUCCUGCGAUAUGACUAUGGCAGAUACACGCAUUGCGAUAUCGAUGCUCAAACGUUAUAUUAUUCAGCCCUACAUCAAAUAUAAUAAAGGAAACAUCAAUUAUGAUUUGAUCCACAGCUACUCAUUAGUUUCACAUAAACUUGUGAAAUGCAAAAUGAUGGGAGAAUUUCAAAAAUAGUCUCAUCUUAGACUAUAGCUACAUCUUUGAAAGAUUUUCCGUGACGUUCAGUACAAACUAGUGCAUUUUUAAUAGUUUGUUCUUCUUGAAUUCUCAUAGUGAGUCCUGAUAUGUCAUUUUGUAAGUUUGACCAUCUUUUUCGUUCAUAUUAAAUGUCAAAUAUCAGCCUCUCUGCAGGUCCGUGAGGGAUUUGCAAUGUAAUCACGCACAAUAGACCUUAAAAUGUAUAUAGUAUUGUAAGAGUUGUUCGUUUUGAUCAACUCUGUUUGGAAUUUGAUAUGUUUUAUUUGACUUGUAGCUCUCGUUUGAGAUUAAACGUAUGCAGGAUGUCCUGUUAGUAGGGAUGUAACGAGGAACUGCGAAAAAAAAAUCGAUUCAAGUAUGUCACGAUUCAAAUCGGUUGAGAUGCCAAACGAAUCACGAUACAGUUCGAGUAGGAGUAUGAAUGAAUGUUUAAGGGGAGCCGACUCGGUGACUUGCCUGCUUCAUUAUUAUAUGGUAUGCAAAAAACAGUAUGUGAGCUGAGUAGUAUGUCCGAAUUCAUGGUAUUCGAAAAACAGCAGGCGAGAAGCAAAGCUACUUCCGGCGAAAAUCGUAUUGCGCAUUUAAUCUUAUUGCGCGAUCAAUAUUUUAUACAGUUGAAGUUUUUUUCCCCCAAACAAAUUUUUCACAGUAAUUUCUGUAUUUUUUGCUCUAGGGAAAGCCUUAUUUAUUUUUUAUUUUUUUGGCUAAAAUAAAGUUUUUAAUAUAAAAAAAAAUUAAGGUCAAUAUUAUGCCCCCCUGAGCAAAUUUGUUUUCAUUGUCUGUAAAAAAAAA
Messenger RNA from Danio rerio (zebrafish), 4987 nucleotides. It is a transcript of the gene slc25a37, whose product is annotated as solute carrier family 25 member 37. Lineage: Eukaryota; Metazoa; Chordata; Actinopteri; Cypriniformes; Danionidae. The record is from RefSeq and is marked validated.